AGAAAACAAAAUUCCACAGUUCUUGGCGACUAUCAGCAGCAGCAGCAGCAGCUCCAGAGCCUGUGAUGGUCCUCUGAAUCCGGUGUUAGAUUUGGGUUAUCUUUGCUCUUCGAUUGAGAUAUUCAUUCUUGAUUAUGGAUUUUGACUCGGAUGAUGCUGGUUGCCUAAAAUCGGAUGGAACCAAUUAUCUAUUAUGGUCAUAUAUGAUGCGCAAUUUCGAGUUGGAAGGAGAAUUAUGGGACCAUGUCAGUGGGUCAGUGACUCGUCCUCACCCCAAAGAUAAGAGUUAUGCCAAUUUGCUAAAGCAAUGGGAGUCUAUGAAUGCAACAGCUCUGUCAAUUAUCGAAAUGUAUGUUGAUCAUUCCCUUCGAAAACAUUUGGCGAAAUAUAAUUCUGCCAAGAGUGCAUGGGACUACUUGGCCAGGUUAUAUGCCCAUGAUGAUGAGUCCAAUUUUGCUAAAAAGUAUCGGCUUGAGAUGGAGAUUCAGGCUGUAAAACAAAGCGGUUUCCCCAUAACAGGACUAUAUUGUUUCAUGCAAUGUUAUUGGCAGCAAUUAGCUGAGAUGGAGCCAAAGGAAUUGAGUGAUUUAGAGAGCUACAAUAAGUACCGUGAGGAGUCUCGGUUACUGCAGCUUCUCUUAGCUUUACCAGAUGAAUUUGAGCCUACUAGAAAGCAUAUACUUCAACGUUCCACUCUUCCCAGUGUUUCUGAAGCUAUGCGAGAGUUGUUAGUUGUGGAGCAUAGACUAAUUAAGGCUCAAUUGUCAUCUCUAUCAUUUGAGGACAGCGAUAAGAGCGAGACAGGAAGAGAUGAAUGUCUUUAUUGCUAUGGAACUGGGUGCCAGAAGCUGGAUUGUCCCGCCAAGAAGAAGAAUGAUCAGACAAAGAGAACGGGUGGAAGUAGUAAGGAUUCUCAUCAAUCUGGUGGGUGUCAGCCAUCUAUCAAGAAGCCUAUGCAGUGCCCAGACAAAAAAUCUCAGCCAUCUUCCUCCUCAUCUAAAUCUGCAUCAUCUUUGACCCCAGAUAACAAUCAAACUGCUCUCUCUAUUGACCAGUAUCAAUACAUGAUUAACAUAACGAAUCAAGUGGAGUCUGAUCUUUUUGGUAGAUCUCCACUAGAGAGUGGGACGUAUCUGCCUCCUUCCAGAAAAGCUUCGAUGACUUGGCCAGGUGAUAGAGGUGCCCUUUUGCAGAGGCCGCUUCCAUCUCGAGACCCUUUCCCUGCAGUGAAGGAGGCUGUUCCGGGGAGGAGUCUUAUCCGGCGAGGCUUUCUCAACCCCCAGCCCCCACCGGUUGCUUUGGGCUUGCGUAAGGAAGGUGACUUCAAUCUGACAGGGGACACUGGUUUGGUUAUGGCUUUGAGUACAACACUGAAAAUUCUAAGUUAUAACGUCUGGUUUGGAGAUGUGGAGAGAGAUAAGAGGAUGGAGGCUCUGGGUGACAUUAUUCAAUUGCAUGCUCCAGAUGUCAUUUGUUUCCAGGAGGUUACACCCUAUAUAUAUGACAUUUUUAGGCAAUCAAGUUGGUGGAAGGCAUAUAAUUGCUCAAUUUCAGAUGAAAUGGCUGUUACACGACCAUAUUUCUGCAUGCAGUUGAGUAAACUUCCAGUAAAAUCCUUCAGCCUCAAAAUGUUCAGCAAUUCUAUAAUGCUGAGAGAACUGUGCAUGGCAGAGAUUGAAGUAGGGGGAAAACCGCUGAUUGUAGCCACAAGUCAUCUUGAGAGCCCCUGCCCUGCCCCUCCUAAAUGGGAUCAGAUGUACAGUGAAGAACGCGUGGCACAGGCAAAGCAGGCGCUUAACCUUCUUGAGAAAUAUCCAAACAUUGUUUUUGGUGGUGACAUGAAUUGGGAUGACAAUUUGGAUGGGCAGUUUCCUUUAUCUGAUGGAUGGCUUGAUGCCUGGGCAGAGUUAAGGCCCGGGGAAAAUGGAUGGACAUAUGAUACCGGUUCCAAUUUGAUGUUGUCUGCUAACCGGCCUUUGCAAAAGCGGUUAGAUCGAUUCAUUUGCAAUUUGCAUGAUUUCAAAUUAAGUGCAAUCGACAUGAUAGGAAUGGAACCUAUACCAGGACUAUCAUAUUGCAAGGAAAAGAGGGUAAGAAAUAGGGUCCAGAGGUUGAUGCUCCCUGUGUUGCCUAGUGAUCAUUAUGGCUUGCUCUUGAAGGUUAAUAGCCAGUAAAUCAUUGGUUUGGCAUGAUAACUGGUUCAAGAGAAGUUACUGCUGUUUCUGCAAUCCUGUGAUGCUGUUGCAUUGUUGUGUGCUGCUUUUGUAAUAUUCCGUUUCUAUGUUAUGUUAUGUAAUGUAACUGCUAUGUUAUGUAACUACACUCUGCAUUUUGUUGGUAUGGUUUAUAUCAUGGAAGACUUUAUUAUUAAUGUUGU
Molecule: messenger RNA, 2377 nt
Organism: Corylus avellana
Lineage: Eukaryota; Viridiplantae; Streptophyta; Magnoliopsida; Fagales; Betulaceae
Biological process (GO): double-strand break repair
Cellular component (GO): PML body; cytoplasm
Molecular function (GO): 5'-tyrosyl-DNA phosphodiesterase activity; single-stranded DNA binding
Source: RefSeq, a predicted model, not a curated record